Molecule: messenger RNA, 2138 nt
Organism: Bradysia coprophila
Lineage: Eukaryota; Metazoa; Arthropoda; Insecta; Diptera; Sciaridae
Product: ribitol 5-phosphate transferase FKRP
Biological process (GO): protein O-linked glycosylation via mannose
Cellular component (GO): Golgi apparatus
Source: RefSeq, a predicted model, not a curated record
AAAGGAAAAAAAAUAUAUCACGGGGACUGGUUUUUGGAUAAUCAAUCGUAAAUUGUAAUUUUUUUAAUUAACAAAUAAAAUGUAGUGAAAAUUACGGCUUGCAAGUCAGUACAUUUAUAAUUGAACCGGGGUGCUGUUUGUGGUGCAAAUCGAUGGACUAAUCGUAGUGAAAAUGAAUAACUCUACGCAUAAAAUCGAAACUAAUUAAACAAUCAUGUUAAUCUUCCAUUUGAAGUAGAGUUGGAUUCCAUAGACCACAAUGAGGCUAAAAUAUUCCAAGCUUUGUACAUUCCUUAUAAUAGCGUUCAACAUAUUCCUGUGCUAUUACAUAUGGAAACUAUUCAUUGGGAAAACCAUUGGCAAAUCUAUGAAAUUUCCCAAUGCCUAUAAUGCCAUUACCCCUGUAACCGAGAAGCCGAAGCCCAAGGAUCGAAUUCAGUCAACCAACAAGCACAUUAAGAAAACGAUAACCAUUAUCUUCCGAGAUUUCUAUCAUUUUGAGAAUGAUCUCAAGUUGAGCAUAGAAAGCAUUGUUACGUUGAUUCCGAAUGUGCAAAUACUGGUCAUAUACGAUGAAGAUCCGUAUCCACCGAUGGAUUAUCUAGCUAAUUAUACAGUGCGAAACAAUGUAAAGCUCAUACGACUCGGUUUCGAUAUAAACAAAACAGCAAAGUUGAUGUCACCGAUUUUUCAAAUCCGCACAAAGUAUGUUCUCAUACUACCGGAUAGUGUACGGCUCGGCGGUAGGUCAAUCAUUCAGAAAAUGUUGAAGGAAAUGGGAAAUGUAGAGGGUCGUACUGAUAGCGAUAGUGAAAAGACUAGCAAAAAGGAAAAUUCUGUUAGAGGACCUAAGAGCAUGGUUGUGGUACCAUUUUCUAGUAAUGUCAGAGAGUUUUCCAACUGCUGCAGUAUCAACAUUGACUUUAUCAAUUGGACAAUUGAAUAUGGUGUGAAAAAUCGAUCGACCAAUUGUGAUAUGUUUCUUCAAAAGCAUGCCAUUUUCAUUGAAACGGCUACCCUGAAGGAUAUGCCAGACGCUCUUUCGCCUCCAUUUCCGGAAUUUUUUUAUAUUCAAUCGAAAGUGUCACAAGUAAAGAAAAUACUACUCACAUCAUCACUGCAAGACGGUAAACGACUGUUUACAGCAUUCCAUAACAAGCAACGAAGAAAAGAGAUUCGUCGUCAACAAUUCAAGGAAAUGUAUCGAAAAUUGUUGGUGAAGAAAGUUAUUCGAAAAAUGACUGGAAAACCCAUAGCAAAGAAUAGUAAACCGAAUCGUCACAGGAUUGCAGCUGGUUCCAAUGGAAAUAUCGAAACCAAAGCAGAUAAUAGUCAAAUUCAAAACAAUGAGAAUCACAUUAAUCUACCCAAUAAUUCAUUGCCGCUCAUCACCACAGUGGAAUUUUACGGUUGUGAAAAAAAUACGAAAUCAUGUGUCGGCACUGUGUUCAACCAAAAGCCAUUCUACACGUAUUUGGACAAGCAUACGCCACCCUGUUGCUUGGAAAAAUUGAAAGCUGUCUUCAUCCACAUAAUUGAAGAGUUUGAAAAUGUUGGCAUCCGAUAUUGGUUAGACAAUCAUGCGUUGCGCAGUGCGAUCGAGACAAAUGAUUUGGCUUUCAAUGCCUACGAAAUUGAUAUUAGUUUUAAUGUGUUCGACUUGGAGCGGUCGUCUCUAUUGAAAAAGAGCCAAGCGCGACCGCUUAUCGAUGUGGCUGGAUUUUAUUGGAUCAAAGCUACCGACGGGAAUUACUUCCGUGUUCAAUAUUCUAAAGUUAAUCAGAUCGGCGUGAACUUAUUGCCGUUUGAUUUGAGCGGUGACCGGGUGGUUCCGACUAGUUUCUAUGGAUGGAAAGCCAAAGAAUUUUCGGCCGAAUUUUUACAUCCAAUGUCGACGGUAGUGUUUCUGGGAAAGGGAAUUAUGUGUCCAAAUAAUGUUGUUGAAUUUUUAGCAUUGAAGAACAUUAAGUGAAUGGCUCAAUACAAUGAUUAACACAGUUGUUAUUCUGUAAACAUUUUUAUGGAUUUUUCUCAUUUUUAGUCUGAUUACUUUUCACACAAACAAAAAAACUGAAUGACCGCUAUUUUAUGUGUAUCACGAAUGGAUUAAUUGAAAUAUUUAAAAUUAAAUUGAGGAA